Myxocyprinus asiaticus (Chinese sucker) is the source of this 2133-nucleotide messenger RNA. Its product is annotated as V-set and transmembrane domain-containing protein 4-like. The transcript is spliced from 8 exons. Lineage: Eukaryota; Metazoa; Chordata; Actinopteri; Cypriniformes; Catostomidae. The coding region runs from base 125 to 1120 and encodes 331 amino acids. The record is from RefSeq and is a predicted model, not a curated record.
CUGUUUCAUAUUACACACACACAGUGAGAGGGAGAAAGGAAAAUAAAAGGAGAGAAAAUCCCAGGGAUUUCUCCUUUCUUUUCUUGACGUUUAGUUGAGUUUAUGGAGCCUACGGGUCUACAUUAUGAAACUCUCCACAGUCGCGAUAGUUCUCCUGACUAGGGCUUUUAUUGGAGAGCUGAGUGAUGCUUUAAACGUGACCGUCACCCCUGGGCCAGUUAGCAUGUGUUUGGAAGGAGACAACAUCACUUUGUCCUGCUUGGUGUCUCAGAAGAAAAGGAGCAGCAGUGUCCUGGUGCUCCGCUGGCUCUAUCUACCCAGCCAUGAAGAUGAGCACCUCGUUGUCAGGAUGGGCAUGAAGAAAGCCAAGUAUUAUGGCAACUACAGCAAGCACUUUUCCCAGACCAAGUUCCUUCUCUGGGAAGAGAUGGAUGGACAGAUCUAUCGUCUGCUGAUCCUGAAUGUGUCUACAGAGGAUGGGGGCAACUACACCUGUAAAGUGCAGGAAAUACGAAAGCACAGAAAUAAGUGGAGGUCCGCGUCGAAUGGAACAGGGAGCAUGGAAUUACGAGUACAUCAUAUACCAAGCGCAGGAAAAACUGAUGACAUAUGGCGCAUGUUUGAAGAUUUGCACCUGUGUGCUGUGCUCAUCUGCUCCAUCGGGCUGGUCUGUAUGCUCAUCUUUGCCAUGACUAUCACAUGUCAGCACCUUCAGCACAAACGAAGACUACAAGCCAGUUAUUACCUGGUGAAGUGCCCAGAAAACAGCUCAGGAGAAACCGUAACCAGUGUGGCCAGCUCCUCUCCUGGAAUGCACAGAAAGGAGAAAAGACACAAAUCACAGCUCAGAGACAUUACUGAACCACAGCCACCACCACAGAUACCAGCUAAAGCACCUGUACCAAGGAAACCACGCAGAACCAAACUUUUAAAGGCACAAACUACAAAGACACAAAUGCCAAGGGUGGCAGAGGACAGUCUGACAUACGCAGAGCUGGAGCUGUUUAAACCAAAGCCUGAGCUGAAAAGAGAGUCAAAUGGAUGUGCAGAGCUUGAGUCCCAAACACACUGCACAGGAACUGUAUAUGCCCAAAUACUCUUUGUGGAGAAGCAAGUGUAAAUAUGUAUUUGAAGAGUUUCAUACCAAAAUUAUUUAUGAGAUUUGUUGAAAAUAUUUUGCACCUAAAUACUGAUGUUCUGGUAUUUCACCUACAGUAUACUAGUAUGAAAUCUGCAAUACAACAGCAGCAUCUACAGUGGGGUUCAAAAUUGAGUCCAUGUUGGAAAUGUGGCAUUCAAAAUCUGAUUUUAACCUGGAAAAUAAACUAAAUGUUUUAGGUUAUGAAUAUGUUAUGAAUUUCUUUUAAGUUCUCACUCAACUUAUGCUGAUUUUUAUUAUUAUUAUUAUUAAGAGUAUUUCAUUAGAAAUAUCCAAAUUAGAAGAACUUUUCACUAGUGGAUGUUUUUUUUAUUUUUUUUUUUACUUUUGAACCCCACUGUAUUUGAGCCCAUUUAUCAUUGUACCUAUGAAUUAGGGAUCUUCCUUUUCUUAACAAAACUCCUGGGGGUUGCAUUACUGUUGGAUUUAACCCCAAACAUGCAUAAAUUGAUUAUGCACAUUUGGAAUGUAUAUAACAAUUUUAUUUUUUUGCUAUGUUGAAAUAAAGUUUACUCCUUUAAAUGUUGAGGACGAUAAGAACAAAAGAGUGCAGUCAGUGAUUUAUGUCAGCAUUUAUAGGCAGUCAUUAUAACUCAGCAGCAUGUUGAGGAACAUUUUACCCUCAGAGACCCAAGCAUUGAUAUUGAUGAAAAAAAAUAAUAAUCUCCUUCUUGAAAGCAUUUUUAGCAAGCCACUGAUUAUACAAAUUGCAAUAUUUAUGCAACAUUUGUUUUUGGGCGUAUUUUAGGGAAAAUUUGCAAAAUUGCAACACAGUAAGAGGAAGUUUUGAAUUCACAAUUCAACAAUAUAAGAAAAAUUAUUUAUUACAAGCUGUAAGGAUAUGUUCAUGUACAGUUAAGAAAGCUGACCAUUCCAAACUAAUGAGGACUAUGUUUUGGUAAAAUCAAAAUAAUGAAAUAUCCAUCUCCAUGUAAUGUAGCAUAUUUAAUAAAGUUUGAAUACCAUAAAACAAA